AUGGUAAUCCUAUACUAUCUAUCUAUCUAUCUAUCUAUCUAUCUAUCUAUCUAUCUAUCUAUCUAUCUAUCUAUCUAUCUAUCUACACACAUCUCUCUCUCUCUCUCUCUCUCUCUCUCUCUCUCUCUCUAUCUAUCUAUCUAUCUAUAUAAAUAUGUUCAUAUCUAUCUAUCUAUCUAUCUAUCUAUCUAUCUAUCUAUCUAUCUAUCUAUCAAACCGGAGUCUCGGUCUCCGCACUUCUUUCUCCUUCCUUCUCUUUUCUCCUUCCUUCUCUUUUCUCCUUCCUUUCGUCUUCUUUCUUUCAAUAUUUGCCUUCGUUUCUCUUCUUUUUUUUUACCUUUAAUUAAAUUCUAUCAAUUUUCUUUCCCUCAUUUCAUCAUUUUCACCCCGACUUCAUUCCACGCUUUUAUCUGGCACAAUGACUUCUUUCAUUCUUUCUUUCUUUUUCUUUCUUUCUUUUCCUUAAAAGGUCUUCUUUCUUUCUUUCUUUCUUUCUUUCUUUCUUUCUUUCUUUCUUUUCCUUACCGACAAUAUCUUCUUUCUUUCUUUUCCUUACAAUGUCUUCAUUCUUUCUUUCUUUCAUUGUUUUCCUUACAAAAAUGUCUUCUUUCUUUCUUCCUUUCUUUCUUUCUUUCUUUCUUUCUUUCUUUCUUUCUUUCUUUCUUUCUUUCUUUUCCUUACAAUGUCUUCUUUCCUUCUUUCUUUCUUUUCCUUACAAUGUCUUCUUUCUUUCUUUCUUUCUUUCUUUUCCUUACCGACAAUAUCUUCUUUCUUUCUUUUCCUUACAAUGUCUUCAUUCUUUCUUUCUUUCAUUGUUUUCCUUACAAAAAUGUCUUCUUUCUUUCUUCCUUUCUUUCUUUCUUUCUUUCUUUCUUUCUUUCUUUCUUUUCCUUACAAUGUCUUCUUUCCUUCUUUCUUUCUUUUCCUUACAAUGUCUUCUUUCUUUCUUUCUUUCUUUCUUUCUUUUCCUUACCGACAAUAUCUUCUUUCUUUCUUUUCCUUACAAUGUCUUCAUUCUUUCUUUUCUUUCAUUGUUUUCCUUACAAAAUGUCUUCUUUCUUUCUUCCUUUCUUUCUUUCUUUCUUUCUUUCUUUCUUUCUUUCUUUCUUUCUUUCUUUUCCUUACAAUGUCUUCUUUCUUUCUUUCUUUCUUUUCCUUACAAUGUCUUCUUUGUGUCUUUCUUUCUUUCUUUUCCUUACAGACAUUGCCUUCUUUCUUUCUUUCUUCAAUGAUUUUCUUUCAUUAAUUCAUUUUUUUCCAAUAUUUAAUUGGUUUUAUCCUUCUUUUUCUUCAAAUACUUUUCCUUCUUUCUCAUUUCUCUUCUUCUAUCUUAUUUCCUUCGAUUCUUAUUCCUACUUUCAAUCGCAUUUUCCUUCGCUCCAUGUUGUUGUUGUUAUUGUUGUUGUUGUUGUUCUUCUUCUUCUUCUUCUUCUUAUUAUUAUUAUUAUUAUUAAUCCUUCUCCUCUUCCUGUUCUCCUCCUACUACUCUUCUAUUAUUCUUCAUCCUCUUCUUAUUCUUUUAUUAUUCUUGAUCCGCCUCUUAUUAUUAUUAUUAUUCCUCUUCCUUUUUACUCUUCUUCAUCCUCUUCCUUCUUCCUCCGAAUUCUUCUUCUUCUGCCUUCUCCUUCUUCCUCUUCCUUCUUCCUCUUCCUCUGCCUACCUCUUCUUCUUCCUCUUACUUCUUCCUCUUCCUUCUUCCUCUGCCUACCUCUUCUUCUUCUGCCUUCUUCCUACUCUUCCUUCUUCCCCUGCCUACCUCUUCUUCUUCCUCUUACUUCUUCCUCUUCCUUCUUCCUCUGCCUACCUCUUCUUCUUCUGCCUUCUUCCUACUCUUCCUUCUUCCUCUGCCUACCUCUUCUUCUUCCUCUUACUUCUUCCUCUUCCUUCUUCCUCUGCCUACCUCUUCUUCUUCUGCCUUCUUCUUCCUCCUCUUCCUUCUUCCUCUGCUUCUUCAUCUUCUUCUUCUGCCCUCUUCUUCUUCUUCCAUCACCACAGUCAUCUUCUUCUUUUUCUUCAAUAAUUCCAUUAUAUUCUUUUCUUUCGUCUUUAUUUUCGAUGUCACCCUUCCCAUGA
Acanthosepion pharaonis is the source of this 2073-nucleotide messenger RNA. Lineage: Eukaryota; Metazoa; Mollusca; Cephalopoda; Sepiida; Sepiidae. The record is from the annotation of a GenBank genome assembly.